AAGGCACCGGGUUGCUAGUUUCCUGCAGGCCAGAGGCAAUGCCAUCUCCACCAAGGAUCGUCCAAAGAUUAAACCAGCAGCGUACAAUUUGCUAGAUUGAAAAUUGGCAGUUGGGGCCUUGGCCUCCUCCUAGAAGUACUUGCGCGUUGAAAUCGGGAGGACUUUCUGCAGUUUGAGCGCGCUCUCUCCGGGAAGGCAGCGGGGUUGAAAGUGCGCGUAGGGGGUUGGAUUUCGUGCAGCGGCGCAACUGGCUUUCUGCAAGGGCGCUGUGACACCCCUCCCCGGGACGCCACUUCAGCCUGUUGCUUCUUCGGCUGCUCCAGGUCGUUUUUUCCCGGCGACUCUAGUGUGGCUUCCAAACUUCUGGGCUCCUGGCUCACCUCGGAACUUGCUCCCGCCUCCCACUCGCUUCGCUGGGGCCCCGGGAAGUAGCAGAAGCCACAGUUGUCGCCUAACGAGCACUCUCGGGGACCGCGGGUGGCUGGCGGCGAUGAAACCGUCUUGGCUGCAAUGCCGUAAAGUCACCGGCGCCGGGGGUCUCGGAGGGCCUUUGCCCGGGUCUUCUGCGGCCCGGGGAGCCGGUGCGGCCCGCAGGGCUUUCGUGGCCCCGGGUCCGCGGGGCGGUCUCGGGGCCCGGGGCUGCAGGGCGCUGUCCUCGGGCAGUGGCAGCGAGUACAAGACCCACUUCGCCGCCUCAGUGACGGACCCCGAGAGGUUCUGGGGCAAAGCUGCCGAGCAGAUCAGCUGGUACAAGCCGUGGACCAAAACGCUGGAGAACACACACUCGCCUUCCACCAGUUGGUUUGUGGAAGGAAUGCUUAACAUUUGUUACAAUGCCAUUGAUCGUCACAUUGAAAAUGGUAAAGGGGAUAAGAUUGCCAUCAUCUAUGACAGUCCUGUUACAAACACUAAAGCAACCUUUACCUAUAAAGAAGUUCUGGAGCAGGUCUCCAAGCUUGCUGGUGUCUUUGUCAAGCAUGGCAUCAAGAAGGGUGACACUGUGGUUAUCUACAUGCCCAUGAUCCCACAGGCGAUGUAUACCAUGCUGGCAUGUGCAAGGAUAGGUGCCAUCCACAGUCUCAUAUUUGGGGGAUUUGCUUCUAAAGAACUAAGUAGUCGCAUUGAUCAUGUAAAGCCCAAGGUGGUUGUUACAGCAUCAUUUGGCAUUGAACCUGGAAGGAGGGUAGAGUACAUACCACUUAUAGAAGAAGCGUUAAAAAUAGGACAACACAAACCAGACAAAAUUCUCAUUUAUAAUCGUCCAAAUAUGGAGGCGGUUCCUUUGGCUCCAGGUCGUGACCUUGAUUGGGAUGAAGAGAUGGCGAAAGCCCAGUCACACGACUGUGUUCCUGUUCUUUCAGAACACCCACUGUACAUUCUUUACACAUCUGGCACAACGGGAUUGCCUAAGGGUGUGGUUAGGCCCACUGGGGGAUACGCCGUCAUGCUAAACUGGUCAAUGUCUUCUAUAUAUGGACUUCAACCUGGAGAGGUGUGGUGGGCAGCUUCUGACUUAGGCUGGGUUGUUGGACAUUCCUAUAUCUGCUAUGGGCCUCUUCUUCAUGGAAACACAACAGUCUUAUAUGAGGGGAAGCCUGUGGGAACACCAGAUGCUGGCGCUUAUUUCCGUGUGCUUGCAGAGCAUGGAGUGGCUGCCUUGUUUACAGCACCAACUGCAAUUAGAGCAAUCCGUCAACAGGACCCUGGAGCAGCCUUGGGGAAGCAGUACUCUCUGACAAGGUUCAAAACAUUAUUUGUGGCUGGAGAACGAUGUGAUAUAGAGACCCUGGAAUGGUCCAAAAAUGUCUUCAGAGUACCUGUCUUAGACCAUUGGUGGCAAACUGAGACUGGAUCUCCAAUUACGGCAUCAUGCAUUGGAUUAGGCAAUUCUAAAACACCUCCACCAGGGCAAGCAGGAAAAAGUGUUCCAGGAUACAAUGUUAUGAUUUUGGAUGACAACAUGCAAAAACUGAAGGCUCGGUGUUUAGGAAAUAUUGUGGUAAAGUUGCCAUUGCCACCUGGGGCUUUUUCAGGACUCUGGAAGAAUCAGGAAGCAUUCAAGCAUUUAUACUUUGAAAAAUUUCCCGGAUAUUAUGAUACUAUGGAUGCUGGUUACAUGGAUGAAGAAGGCUAUGUGUAUGUUAUGUCUCGCAUGGAUGAUGUAAUAAAUGUUGCAGGUCACAGAAUUUCUGCAGGUGCCAUCGAAGAGUCAAUCCUUUCCCAUGGCACCGUGGCAGACUGUGCUGUUGUAGGCAAAGAAGACCCUUUAAAAGGUCACGUCCCCUUAGCACUCUGUGUGUUGAGAAAAGAUAUAAAUGCAACAGAGGAGCAAGUUUUGGAAGAAAUUGUGAAACACGUUAGACAGAGCAUUGGCCCUGUGGCUGCUUUUCGAAAGGCAGUGUUUGUCAAGCAGCUACCCAAAACCAGAUCUGGCAAAAUCCCUCGAUCAGCUUUAUCUGCCAUUGUCAACGGCAAGCCAUACAAGAUAACCCCUUCAAUUGAAGACCCAAGCAUUUUUGGCCAUGUAGAAGAAAUACUGAAGCAAAUAUCAUGAGUUUGUUUCAUUCCUAUUUUGAGUAAAUUUCAGUUAAUUUUUUAAUUGUAAUUAAAAUAUUUGAGUUGUUUCUCAGAAAUAAGUAUUUCACUAGAAAUUACUUGCAAACUGAAAUGUGAAUUGUAAAACUUGGCCUAAACAAAUCUAAUGAAAACUUGUGAAAGA
This is a messenger RNA of Saimiri boliviensis boliviensis (Bolivian squirrel monkey), 2719 nucleotides long. It is a transcript of the gene ACSS3, whose product is annotated as acyl-CoA synthetase short chain family member 3. The record is from RefSeq and is a predicted model, not a curated record. Lineage: Eukaryota; Metazoa; Chordata; Mammalia; Primates; Cebidae. Gene Ontology annotation, cellular component: mitochondrial matrix. Gene Ontology annotation, molecular function: propionate-CoA ligase activity.